This is a messenger RNA of Macroventuria anomochaeta, 720 nucleotides long. RefSeq lists its product as uncharacterized. The record is from RefSeq and is a predicted model, not a curated record. The transcript is spliced from 2 exons. Lineage: Eukaryota; Fungi; Ascomycota; Dothideomycetes; Pleosporales; Didymellaceae. The coding region runs from base 1 to 720 and encodes 239 amino acids.
AUGACCACAGAGCAGGUCGAUAUGUGGUUCAAGAAGAACUCGAUCCACAAAUUCUUGAACUCGAAAAUGAACCUUUGGCAAAGAAAGAUGCGUCUUCAGAGAGCCUUCGGUGGCUUUGGUGAGUCUACCAUCAACAAGGAAGCUGCGGGUCAGUACAGCAACACCUGCGACGACACUCAGCAAGGCUGGCCAACCCACACAAAUGAGCUGUUCGACUUUGCCCAUAUCGACGCCCCAACCUUCACCAAUUGGUACAAACCGAAUUGUGACGAGCUCAAGGCUAAGCUACAAGAGCGCGGUAAGAAGCAUGGCAUGGACAUAUGUUGCGCGAUCCUUCACAUCAAAUCCAAACGCACCUUUCUCCACGAGCCAGGCUCCAACUUCAGCUCAGCAUGGAUCAAUGACUCCACCGUGUUCGACACAGCACUCACCCAGGAAAUACUCGCAAUCCCCAAUGUCGCAGUCAGGAACGGCGAGAUCCGCUGCCACAUGAUGGCCGCCUACGAGUCAGACAUGCUGAACAAGAUCGAGGAUUCCACUAUCCAUAAACCAGGUGUGCCGAAUAUCUUGGAUAUCAACAUCAUCGGCGCUUCCCAGUCGACUAUCGCUGCUGAGUAUCCCGUUGUAGACGACUCUUUGAUCCGACCCAUGACAGCGGAAGACACUCAUACGGCGAAGAGGCACGCGGAUAGGAAGCGAGGGAAGAAGCGGAGGAGUUGA